CGCUUCGCUCUAUCGCAUCUCCCGGGUCGGCCUACAUCCACCGGAGUCUCUCUCGCUUUACGCCUCUGAUUUACGGCCUGCUCUGGUUGGCAUCUGCUUCUGCAUCUUUGAUAGAACUCUGCUGAGCGGUAUCUGCUGAAUUCGCCCUCAAAUCCUCGACCACUUCUACCUGCGCAUUUCCACCCCCGGAGAACCACCACGAUGUCCUCCGACACCGCCAGUCUGUUCUCAACCUCCGGCGCGACCGUCAAUGGCGACGGUCCGCGUAAACGGGUUCUGCUGCGUUUUACAAAGGAAGAGGAGGUCCAAGUGCGACGCAAAAUCGACUCCUACCUCAUGCCUCUUAUCACCGCCUUGUUCGUGCUCGCCUUCCUCGACCGAUCAAACAUUGGCAACGCUCGCAUCGCGGGCUUGCAAGAUUCCUUGAACAUGUCAUCGAACCAGUUCGAUUGGCUGCUGACUGCGUUUUAUAUCUCGUAUAUCUUGUUUGAGUGGGUCGGAUUUCUGUGGAACGUCGUCCCCGCGCACAUCUACGUGACGAUGUGUCUCUUUGCAUGGGGUUUCAUUGCAUCGCUGCAGUCGGUGGUCUUCAACUACUACCUCUUGCUCGUCCUUCGGUUUUUGCUUGGAAUUGGUGAAGCCAGCUUUGGCCCCGGUGUUCCGAUGUACCUCUCCUUCUUCUACCAGCGUCAAGAGAUUGGUUUCCGCACCGGCAUCUUCAUGUCCGCCGCCCCACUGUCCACCGCCUUUGCCGGAAUCUUGGCAUACAUGAUCACCAGUCUGGCCGACCAUACUCCGAUCGACUCCUGGCGCGUGCUGCUUUUUGUCGAAGGUAUCCCUUGUAUGUUUAUGGCGUGCAUUGUGUGGAACUAUCUCCCGGAUCGUCCGUCGUCGGCGUAUUUCUUGAACCUGAAGGACAAGAUCAUCGUGCGCGCGCGUCAUCGUCGUCGUGUCGAGAUUGACGGCGAGCAAGUUAGCCACUCUGGGUCUCACGGGUUCAAGCUUGAGGAGGCGCUUGAGGUUCUGCAGGAUCCUAAGGUUUACGUGACUGCCGCUAUGUUUUUCCUGGCAAAUAUUGCAUACGCCUCGAUGCCGGUGUUUUUACCUCUAAUUCUUAGAGAUAUGGGCUACGAAUCAGUCACCGCGCAGGGUCUAUCGGCACCACCCUACCUAGUUGCAUUCAUCUCGGUCUUGCUGACGACUUACCUCUCCGACAAGCGCAAGUCUCGCGCCGAAUUUAUUGUGUUCCACGCAUCUAUUGCUUCCGCCGGCUACCUUGUGCUUGCAAUCUCGCGCGACACCUUCACCCGCUACUGCGCGAUUUUCUUCGUCGCCUCAGGUUUCUUCUCCGUCGUCGCCUGCGUCAUUGCAUGGACUGUCAACAACCAGUCCUCAGAGUCUGGCAAGGGUACCGGCAUUGUGCUGCUCAACACGAUCGGACAGUGUGGUCCGCUGAUUGGAACCCGCUUGUACCCAGAGUCCAAUGCGCCGUACUACGAAAAGGGAAUGAUCAUUUGCUCGCUUGCCAUGUUCUUCGUGGCUGUGUUUGCGAUCUUCCUUCGCCGUCAUCUCGCGAUGCUUAACCGUGAGAGCUUCGCAAGCGAGCGCUACCACCUCGUAUCUGAGGAUGGCACCGAGGCCGCCGUUCCGUCGAUGGCAGACGACGACGAAGAAGAAGAGUACGAGGAAGACGACGACGCGGACGAGGAGUCUGCGCGGUACGAGCUUAUUUCGGCGCGGGAAGCUAGAGCGCUGCGCGAGGUGCACGGGUUUGGAAUCGACAUCCUCGACGACGACGGUAGCGUUGAUGCGAUUCUGAAAAACGGGCAAAAAUUGAUUGCGCGCAAGAAGCAGCAGAAGUUCAAGUACAUGCUAUGAUGCCACCGUACAUUUCAAUAGUGCAUUUUAUAUACAUCUGAUGGCGGCGAUAGAAAGCGUCUUUUUUGGUGUGUUUUGAGAUCUGGUUUGGAAUAAUGUGUUUUUUGCUUUCUUUUUCUUUUUGUCGAUUGUUUGGAACAAUAAAUUGUAUUAGCAUUGAA
Myxozyma melibiosi is the source of this 2039-nucleotide messenger RNA. Its product is annotated as major facilitator superfamily domain-containing protein. The record is from RefSeq and is a predicted model, not a curated record. The transcript is spliced from 3 exons. Gene Ontology annotation, cellular component: membrane. Bases 202 to 1878 code for a protein of 558 amino acids. NCBI's taxonomy places the organism in Eukaryota, Fungi, Ascomycota, Lipomycetes, Lipomycetales, Lipomycetaceae. Gene Ontology annotation, biological process: transmembrane transport. Gene Ontology annotation, molecular function: transmembrane transporter activity.